Messenger RNA from Gadus morhua (Atlantic cod), 3182 nucleotides. RefSeq names its product cytoplasmic protein NCK2. The transcript has 4 exons. Lineage: Eukaryota; Metazoa; Chordata; Actinopteri; Gadiformes; Gadidae. The record is from RefSeq and is a predicted model, not a curated record. Gene Ontology annotation, cellular component: cytoplasm. Bases 275 to 1591 code for a protein of 438 amino acids. Gene Ontology annotation, molecular function: signaling adaptor activity; receptor tyrosine kinase binding. Gene Ontology annotation, biological process: cell migration; ephrin receptor signaling pathway.
CGGCACUUGUGACGUCAGUGGCAUGACUGUGGAGCAGUCAGCCUGCCAAAGGAUAGGCAAAGACUAUUAGGCUCUAUGGUGCUUCCUUUGCCUCAGCAUAACACUCGAAUAGCGCGGAUCGCAAUAUUAUUUGGAUUUGUUUUAGUCUCGUUUAGUUUGAGUACACUUUAUCGGUGUGAUCAAAUAUUUCCAUUCCGCGUGCGGUCGGUGUCUAACCCGGGUUGCCCGUUCUCACUGGAGUGAACACUAAGGGGGGGGGGGGACUCCAUGAAAGAUGACGGAGGAGGUGAUAGUUGUAGCCAAGUGGGACUACACCGCCCAGCAGGAGCAGGAGCUGGACAUCCAUAAGAGCGAGCGGCUCCACCUCCUGGACGACUCCAAGACCUGGUGGAGGGUGCGCAACAGCUCCAACCAGACGGGCUACGUGCCCUCCAACUACGUGGAGCGCAAGAACAGCCUGAAGAAGACCUCGCUGGUGAAGAACAUCAAGGACACGUUCGGCCUGAGCCGAACCAAGAGGAAGACCAGCGCCCGCGACGCCUCCCCCCCGGCGGGCUACGACUCGGAGCCCCCGACCAACGGCCGGAGCGCCGGCGGCGGUGGCGGCGGCGGCGGCGGAGGCAAUGGAGACGGAGGCAGAGGAGGAGGAGGAGGAGGAGGCGGAGGUGGAUCGGAGAGGAUCUACGACCUCCACCUCCCGGCCGUGGUGAAGUUCACCUACUCUGCGGAGCGGGAGGACGAGCUCAGCCUGCUCAAGGGCUCCCGGGUAGUGGUGAUGGAGAAGUGCAGCGACGGCUGGUGGCGCGGCAGCUACGGGGGCCGCGUGGGCUGGUUCCCCUCCAACUACGUGCAGGAGGAGGAGGAUGAGGAGGCCGGAGGUGGAGGAGGAGGAGGAGGUGGUGGUGGUGGUGGUGGUGGAGGUGGAGGUGGAGGAGACCCCUCGACCAGACAUUACGCCGACUCCCCGGAGCGGGGGCUCCCGAACGGGCGUGCCGGCGGCGGCGGCGGGGGGGCCCUCCCCCGGGUCAAGACUCUGUACCCCUUCAACUCGGUGACGGAGGAGGAGCUGAACUUUGAGAAGGGCGAGGUGAUGGAGGUGGUGGAGAAGCCCGAGGACGACCCCGAGUGGUGGCGCUGCAGGAACGCGCUCGGCCAGGUGGGGCUGGUGCCCCGGAACUAUGUGGCCCCGCUGACCGAGGGGCCCGGCCCGGCCCCCGCCUCGUCGGCCCCCGGCACGCCCCAGAAGCGGGCGGAGCGGCCCCUGGGCCCCGUGCGCACGGGGAAGUUUGGCGGGAGGGACUGGUACUACGGCGACGUCACGCGCCACCAGGCGGAGGCCAUCCUGAACGAGCGGGCGGAGGAGGGGGACUUCCUGAUUCGGGACAGCGAGUCGUCGCCCAGUGACUUCUCGGUGUCCCUGAAGGCCAGGGAGAAGAACAAGCACUUCAAGGUGCUGCUGACGGACGGAGGCUACUGCAUCGGCCAGCGCAGGUUCGGCUCCAUGGACGAGCUGGUGGAGCACUACAAGAAAGCCCCCAUCUUCACCAGCGAAUACGGAGACAAGCUGUUCCUUGUCAAAGCACUGCCGUGACGCACACACACAUUCACACGUACACACGCGCGUCGACCACAACCUAACAAACACUGGAAAAUGAUCGUAAGGCUCAAAAAAUUAACGCACCACUUCUGUUUACCAAUUCAACUUCUAAAGCGUCUUAACUUCAGCUUUCUUUCCCGAAAUCACUUUUCUUUUUUUUUUUACCAACUCAGUUGAAUGGUCUUAAUGCUUAUGGUCUUCUAUUCCGUUCAGGGAGGGUCUCUAUGCUGCGUCCCUAGCCUGUUGCGCUUUGUAAAUGUUGCCCUCUGGUGGUGAUGAAAGGGAUUAUCCCUUGCUGUAGUACCACCCCAAUGUUGCCACCGACCACAUCAGCUGCUAGCAAAAUGUCUGAGGCCUUACUUUGAGAUUUAAGUCAAGUCCAAGGGAUGAAUCUUUCUUUUUAUUUACUUUUGAAACAUGAAUACUUGACCGCAUCACAUUAUGUUCCUUUAUGAAUGAAUAGGAAGGCAGAAAGAGAUGCAGGUCCAUAAAUUACAAGACACCAUGUUACCUUUCUAAUGUUGUUCAAUUAUUUUAAACUUUUAGUUUUCAUUGAUUUCAUUUGAGCACUAGUUUUUUUGAUUUUUCAUAAGCCAUUUAAAAUUGCUCCUUUAUUGAUUUUCUUUUUCUUUUCUUUUUUUACACAAUAACGACUACCCACCAGUGACCACAAUCUGUAAUUUUGUCACUUUUUCCUUCCCGUCCACAUUCCUGCCUCUUGUUGGGUUCUUGGAAACGGUUUACGCCACCACACACCAGGUCUCUUGAACACGUGGAGCUAAGUACAACAGCCAUUCAAACUCUCCGUUCAGUAGAGGAAUCUUACGAACAAGAGGUGAUCUUUGUCCUCACACACAUCUAAUAGCUGUAUAUCUACAAAGAUACUAAAUCGAGAGAAUAUCUUUUUUGACUAAACUCAUGUUUAAAGAACGUAGUGUAUUUUUGCAAUGAUAAGUCUAUAAACCUGCAUAACCCCGACAUCGUCUUCCUGGAAUGAAUGCGGUUAUGAAACAUUACCUCUGAUUUAAGUAUUUAUUGAAAAUGGGAAGAUUGUUCUGGCCAUUGCUGGAGUCCCAUCUUUUCUUGAGGGAGAAUUAAUGUUUAGGAAUUACAGAGAAUGACUGCGUCACUGACUAGCAAUCAACUUCAUUCACUUUCCGUGUUUCAUGUGCAAAUCCUUUCUAUAUUGAUUCAACCAAUCCAUCAAAAUUAAGGAUGUCACUAAAUAUACACAAUACAAAAUUAUGUGUGAUUGACUACUUUUUAAAAGAGUAUUCCUCCGUAUUGGUUGGAGGAAGUUAGUGUUAACCAAUUGUGAGUCUCUGUGUUCAGUCUUUGUGCACUAGUUCAGCCAACCAAUGGGAUUGUUGAUUCUGGAAGUUUUUUUGUUAUUUUAGAAGAUGCAUAUAUCUGAUUAUUGUUCGAACAUUUGUCAUACACAAGUUGAUUCUACUGUAUUAUGUACAUAAUAUACAAAAAUGAGAUGAGGUGUGAAUAGAUUUGAUCCAGCAAGUGUGUUCUCCAACCAAUGUGAUGGACUUGAUAUGCUUCUUCUUUUUUUACUAAAAACAAAUUUGCUACAAAA